CACAAAACAAAACAAAACAAAACCCAUCUUCUCUUCCUUCCUUAUUCUUUUUCUUUAUCAAAUUCAUAUCUAAUUAAUAAUGGCUGAUCAUGGAGGAGGCUCAGUUUCUGGGUCGUCAAGAUUUUGGUGUUCAAUUCCUGAGAAACUUCAACUCCAUGGCGCCAUGUUGGCCUUGCAAUUCGGCUAUGCUGGAUUUCACGUUGUCUCAAGAGCUGCCCUUAAUAUGGGCAUUAGUAAACUUGUGUUCCUUGUUUAUAGGAACAUCAUUGCCUUUUUCCUUCUCCUUCCCUUUGCCUAUUUCCUCGAAAAGAAGGAACGUCCUCCCAUUUCUUUCAAUUUUCUUCUUCAGUUCUUCCUUCUUGCCCUUGUUGGAAUCACGGCAAACCAAGGAUUCUACUUGCUAGGUUUGGAGAACACAUCACCGACGUUUGCUUCAGCAAUACAAAACUCGGUUCCGGCCAUAACAUUCCUCAUGGCUGCAUUACUCCGAAUAGAACAAGUGAGACUAAACAGAAAAGAUGGUAUAGCAAAAGUGCUGGGAACAAUAUGCUGUGUAGCUGGGGCCACAGUGAUCACUCUUUACAAAGGUCCAACAAUAUACAGCCCAACUCCUUCACUCCAAAUUACACCCAUCACCACCGCACCCAUUUUCGCUUCACUUGGGGACGCAACCGGGAAAAGCUGGACCCUUGGCUGCGUCUUUUUGAUCGGUCAUUGUUUGUCUUGGUCUGGAUGGCUUGUUUUGCAAGCACCCGUCUUGAAAAAAUACCCAGCUCGUCUCUCUGUCACUUCCUACACUUGUUUCUUUGGAAUAAUCCAAUUUGUCAUCAUCGCUGCCAUUGCCGAGCGUGAUGCUCAGGCUUGGCUCUUUCACUCUGGUGGUGAAAUUUUUAGCGUCCUGUAUGCGGGAGUGGUAGCGUCAGGAAUUGCUUUUGCUGUACAGAUAUGGUGUAUUCAAAGAGGUGGGCCGGUGUUCGUUGCGGUUUAUCAACCAGUUCAGACAUUGGUUGUCGCUGUCAUGGCUUCCUUCGCCUUGGGUGAACAGUUCUUCUUGGGAGGGAUCAUCGGAGCGGUAUUGAUCAUCGCCGGUUUAUACUUCGUUCUUUGGGGAAAAAGCGAAGAGAGAAAAUUUGCACUCGAGAAGGCUGCCAUCCUCUCUGCUCCCGACCACAGUGGUAACAAUCGAACACCUCCACACAUCAUCAAGCCCUCCUCCAUUACUCAGCCACUUCUCAUCCAUUCUUCAAACGACAACGUUUGACAUUCACCACACUCAUAAAUGUUUCAACUCUCACUUCUUCUUCUUCUUUCUUCUUUUUUACCUUUCCAAAAGAGAAAAAAAAAACAAAAACAAAAACAAAAACAAGGUUAUGUGUGUAUUAAGAUUUUCUUUUUCUUUUGGCCAUCUUUUGUUGACUUUGAUUUUUUUUCCUUCUUUUUUCUCAAUGGCUUUUGUUUAUUAGAGAUGGGUUGGGGAAAAGGGGAAUGGCUAAGGGGGGUUGAAAGAGAGAUUCAUAUGUGAAGAGGGAUGAACUUGUAUUGAUCAUCAAUGCCACUUUCAGUUUGUGUGGGCUCUAAA
This is a messenger RNA of Cucumis melo (muskmelon), 1579 nucleotides long. Its product is annotated as protein WALLS ARE THIN 1-like. Gene Ontology annotation, molecular function: transmembrane transporter activity. The record is from RefSeq and is a predicted model, not a curated record. The transcript is spliced from 6 exons. Gene Ontology annotation, cellular component: plasma membrane. Bases 80 to 1261 code for a protein of 393 amino acids. Lineage: Eukaryota; Viridiplantae; Streptophyta; Magnoliopsida; Cucurbitales; Cucurbitaceae.